Messenger RNA from Scomber scombrus (Atlantic mackerel), 2902 nucleotides. RefSeq names its product solute carrier family 25 member 25a (gene slc25a25a). The record is from RefSeq and is a predicted model, not a curated record. Gene Ontology annotation, molecular function: ATP transmembrane transporter activity; calcium ion binding. The coding region runs from base 83 to 1495 and encodes 470 amino acids. The transcript has 10 exons. Lineage: Eukaryota; Metazoa; Chordata; Actinopteri; Scombriformes; Scombridae. Gene Ontology annotation, biological process: transmembrane transport. Gene Ontology annotation, cellular component: mitochondrial inner membrane.
CCACCGGCGGGCUCACAUAUCGCUGCUGUGCUAUUUAUUUAUUUAUUAUAGAUCCUUUUUUUAAAUUUUAAGGAGCCAGACAAUGCUCAGCCUGUGCCUUUACGUCCCGGUGUCUAACUCAGACCCGGUCGAGGUGGAGUAUUUCGAGUCUAACAGCCUUCCGUCCGAGUUGAAGUCUCUCUUUAACAAACUGAGCGUCUUCCUGCCGUCUCAAGAGUUUUCUACCUAUCAAAGAUGGCGAAAGAAAACUGUAAAAAGGGAAGAAAACGACGCAGACGUACAGCUGGAAUUCGACGAGUUUGUGCAAUAUCUUCAAGAUUACGAGAAGGACCUUAAACUUGUGGUGAAAAGUCUCGACAGGAAGAAUGCAGGUCGUGUUGAUGCGAAAGAGUUCAUGCAGUCUCUUUGGGAGAUCGGUGUUCAUAUUUCUCCAAGGCAUGCAGAGAAAGCCCUUAAUAGCAUGGAUAAGAGCGGGAUGAUCACAAUCAGCAGUAAAGACUGGAGCAGCUACCCCAUGGUGGAGAAGGCAGAGAACAUCCCUGAGAUCAUCCUCUACUGGAAACACUCCACGAUAUUCGAUGUGGGUGAGAACCUGAUGGUGCCCGACGACUUCACCAUCGAGGAGAAGAUGACCGGUAUGUGGUGGAGGCAUCUGGUCGCAGGCGGAGCAGCAGGAGCGGUUUCCAGGACCGUCACCGCUCCGCUGGACCGAGUCAAAGUCAUGAUGCAGGUUUACGGAUCUCGAACCAACAACAUGUGCAUCAUGAGCGGGCUGAUGCAGAUGAUUAAAGAAGGAGGCACCAGGUCGUUAUGGCGAGGCAACGGCGUGAACAUCAUCAAAAUCGCCCCCGAGUCAGCCCUGAAGUUCAUGGCGUACGAGCAGAUCAAACGAUUGAUCGGCAGCGAUAAAGAGACUCUGAGCAUCUUGGAGAGAUUUGCUGCAGGCUCUAUGGCAGGAGUCAUGGCCCAGAGUACUAUCUACCCCAUGGAGGUUCUGAAAACACGUCUCGCUUUAAGGACGACCGGACAGUACUCGGGUAUCACGGAUUGUGCGAAGCAGAUUUUCAGGCGAGAAGGACUCUCAGCGUUUUACAAAGGCUACAUCCCCAACAUGCUCGGCAUUAUCCCCUACGCUGGCAUCGACCUGGCCGUGUACGAGACCUUGAAGAACAGCUACCUGCAGCAGUACGGUACCAACAGCACCGACCCCGGCGUUCUCGUCCUGCUGGCUUGCGGCACCGUGUCGAGCACCUGCGGUCAGCUCGCCAGUUACCCGCUCGCUCUCGUCCGCACCCGCAUGCAAGCACAAGCUGCGACAGGAGGCAGCCAGAAUGCCACCAUGUCGAGUCUCUUCAGGCAGAUCCUGCAGACCGAGGGUCCCGCGGGUCUCUACAGAGGCUUGGCCCCCAAUUUCCUAAAAGUCAUCCCCGCCGUCAGCAUCAGCUACGUCGUGUACGAGCAAAUAAAAACACAGCUGGGAGUGACGUCGCGCUGAUACACCACCAACCCAUCCUUUCCUUUCAUUGUCACCAUGAGGAGUGUGUGACCUCCACCCUCCUAAAAACACACACACACGCCCCCUCCCCCUCCCCUAAACCACCCACCCUCUCCCCUACUCGAGGGAAUCCCAGGGACCUCGUUGGGGUUCGUGAACGCUUCUCAUUCUGUGAAUGUCAGCUGACGAAAGACGAGAAAGGCCAAGAUAGGAGGAUAUAUGGACUCUGUGAGCUCAGGUGUUUUUUGGGGGGGGGCGGGGGGGGGCUGAUGGCUGACGGCUGACUGUGACCGUGACCGCUGCUAUUUAUGUUUUAAAGAAGAAGUCACAUCCAGAAGCCUGAAUGUAACAGACUGUAAAUCAAGAAUCGAGGACCAAAUGUUAAGGUUUUUUGGCUCUUCUGCCACUUUUUUUUUUUUUUUUUGGUGCCUGAGAGAUAAAGUCAGUCAGUUGUUCUCAUGUUGGUUUGACAUUACGUUAAGUUUUCGGUCAGUCAGCAUCCGUUAUACACAUACACACACACAGACAUAUACACACCACCAACUCCUCUACCUGUAAAGUACUGAAGACAGAUUACAUUUAUUUUUAUAGACGGAUAAAAGCAUUAUAAUAAACUCUUUAUACGAAGUGUUUAAACAAGAGAGAAAGAGAAAGAAAGGGUUUUUGCACAUGAGAGUUUGAUCUCUCUCUGGACCCUUCCCCCGUCCCGUCCUAGAAUGAAUGAAUUAGCGGAAAGAUAGAUGAAGAGUAUUUAUUCAUUUAUUCAUCUGUUCUGUAUAUUUAUUGUUUUAAUUGUCUGGAGGAAGAGGAGGAAGAGGAAGAGGAGGAGACGAACGCUGCAUGUUUCCUGUCUUCUUGAAGAGCCAAAUGUGCGAUUUUUUUUUUUUGUUUUUUUUUGUUGUUGCUUCGUUUUAAACAGAUGCAGUGACUGUAUUCAUGAGUGUGAAAGUUAACACCAGGCAACGGCCUUACUGAGUGGCUGAUCAACACUAAAAAUAUAUGUAGUUGUCUGGUUUUAAAUGUUAAAGGGAAGUUCAUGUUGAAUCCGUUAGUCACUGCGACUCGUAUUACGCAACUUGAAAGUCUGCAUGUAGAUGUUUUUUGUUUUUUGCCCUUUUCUUUUCUUUAUUUAAAAAAAAAAAAAAAGAAGUAUAAAUGUCUUAAUGUUCACCUCAGGUUAGAUCAUUGUUUUAAUUAACAGAAAAAUCACUUGUGGUUGUUUUUUUUUUUUCUUCAUUUAUACUCUUGAGUUUUUGUCGGGAAGGAGAGAAAAAAAGGGCUUUAAAAAAGAUGAAGCAACAUAAUGCACUUUAAUGAAUGUCGUAUUAAUUCUUUUGUAAAGAAUGAGUUUUAGUCUUGUUUUAAUGGACCAUUUUUUUUGAUGCAAAUAAAUGCAAAUUCUCGUUA